This is a messenger RNA of Ochotona princeps (American pika), 440 nucleotides long. It is a transcript of the gene APELA, whose product is annotated as apelin receptor early endogenous ligand. Gene Ontology annotation, molecular function: apelin receptor binding. Gene Ontology annotation, biological process: apelin receptor signaling pathway; heart development. The coding region runs from base 179 to 343 and encodes 54 amino acids. The transcript has 3 exons. The record is from RefSeq and is a predicted model, not a curated record. Lineage: Eukaryota; Metazoa; Chordata; Mammalia; Lagomorpha; Ochotonidae.
ACAGCCCAGCGCACCAGUAACCUUGUCUGAUGUGAUCAUUAACCUUUGUGGAAGAGGCAGCUGGCAGCUCUCCGAGGUCUGUCCUUAGAAUGUGAGGGAGGCGCGCGGAUACUGCUCAGGCUGGUCACAGGCUGUUUUACUCUGAGAGCUACUGCUUCACUUGCCCGGGCUUGGAAAAAUGAGAUUCCAACGAUUCUUCCUUGUGUUUUUCGUUUUCAUGAUGAGUCUCUUUUUUAUCAACGGACAGAGACCAGUCAACCUGGCCAUAAGAAGAAAAUUUCACAGACACAACUGCCUGCAGAGGAGAUGCGUGCCUCUUCACUCCCGAGUGCCCUUCCCCUGAGCUUGCUCCACGGGGUCUGCCUGAGGAAGAGGAGGGAAGAGUCCAGCCACCCAAGAAAACCUCACUAGGACCACGUGUGGUUGUCUGGAAGUUCCUG